CAUAAUAUAAGAUUGAAACAGUUGAAAAAAAUGAGUCUGAUACUAUUUGUUUUGUCGCAGAGAAACCCUGAAGAGAAUGAAAAUAAUAAAAUAUCAAGAGAAGUUUUCGUGGACAAAAUAGCGAGUUAUUUUACGGAAAUGUUCUUAGACAAGAAAGAAGUUUUAGAAGUACUAAAAAUUGGCGGUCAUGACGAAAAAUCACUAAUUGAAUGGACGGAGUAUUACGAAAUAAUAAAAAUGUUGACGGCUUCGCUACGGAUGGCACGUAUACACAAGUAUUUUUGUUUAACUAACGACGACCCUGACAUUGAUUUUCUUCAAUAUAUACGAAAACAUUGGCUAGCCAGAGAUGAAUCUGCGUCUCUUAUAACUAAUCUCGACAAGCCACUAAUGAGUAACAUAAAUCCAAAUCUGAAUAACUUAUCAACAAAUGAUUGGAAGAAGAUUUUUGACCAAUACGACAGCGACAAUGUUGGUUCUAUCUCCGCAACGGAAUUACAGAAACUAUUAUACGAAAAGUUCAAAGUAUUUAUCACCAUUCGCCAAGCAGAGGAAUAUACAUAUUUAAUUAAUUUACAGGAAAACCAUAAAAUAGAAUUGGAACAUGGGAAAAAAAUGGAACCGAUAUUAAACGUAAAAUUAAACCAAGAAAUAGGACUGGAACAUGGGGAAAAUAGAACCGAUAUAAACGGAAAAUAA
Adelges cooleyi (spruce gall adelgid) is the source of this 699-nucleotide messenger RNA. RefSeq lists its product as uncharacterized. Bases 31 to 699 code for a protein of 222 amino acids. The record is from RefSeq and is a predicted model, not a curated record. Gene Ontology annotation, molecular function: calcium ion binding. NCBI's taxonomy places the organism in Eukaryota, Metazoa, Arthropoda, Insecta, Hemiptera, Adelgidae. The transcript is spliced from 7 exons.